Melozone crissalis (California towhee) is the source of this 1822-nucleotide messenger RNA. RefSeq names its product MARVEL domain containing 3 (gene MARVELD3). NCBI's taxonomy places the organism in Eukaryota, Metazoa, Chordata, Aves, Passeriformes, Passerellidae. The record is from RefSeq and is a predicted model, not a curated record. Gene Ontology annotation, cellular component: membrane.
AUGGGGGCUGAGGAUUCAGGGCUGGAGACAGGUGAGAAACCCCGAGACGUUAUCGCCACAAGGGGCUGCGGGCCGUGUCCGUGGAAGCGAAGGGGAGCGGGCACACCCCAGCAGCUGGUGAACCCUGCGCAGGUGCCGAAACCGCGCACCUGCGCCGAGGAGCUGAGCACCUUCAGGCGGGGCAGGGCCUAGCCCGGUCGGAGCUUCCACCACUUUAGAGAAGUGGCGGCGGGGCGGAGGCGAGCGGACGAGACGGAGCUCACCGCGCCGGCGGUACCCCGGGGCGGCCCGGCCCGGCCCCCCGGCCCCAGCGCCGGCGGAGCGGGGCCGCGCCGGGCCAUGGCGGAGCGGGGCUGCCCCCGUGCCGCGCGGGGGGAACGUGCCGGGGCGGGCAGGCGCGCCGUAGCCGCACCAGAGGCAGAGGGGCCGCGAGGAAGCCGCACCGUGCCGGGGUCGCUGGAGCGCCGCCACUGCCUGUACCUGCACACGGGCCGGGGUGAGCGCGUCCGGCGGGAGCCGCUCCCUCUGUCCUGCGGAGCGCAGCGGCUGGCCCGGCUCCCUCCCGCGCUCCUCUGCGGCCGCAGACUCACCUCGGCCUCCCCUCCAGCCUGCUGCCAGAUGGUGGAGGUUCUGCUCGCCGUCCUGAUCCUGAUCUGCAGCUCCGUGUCCUGUGGCUCGGCGGGAGGAUACACCGGCCUCCCCGCCCUGGGGGGCAUUUACUACUACCAGUACGGCGGGGCCUACAGCGGCUUCGGCGGAGCGGAGGGGGAGCGAGCCCAGCAGCUUGACCAACGUUUCUACCUACUGAAGCUGCCCAUUGCAAGGGCAGCGAUGGUCGUGGGUGGGUGUCUCCUGGUCUUCCCUUGUGUUCUAAUUUUGGUUAGUGUUCUGCAGGUCCCGUGGCACUUCCCAGCAUGGCUGCUGAUUGAAUGCACCUUGUACAUAGUGAUUGCAGUUAGCACUGUGCCUGCUCUGUACUAUUUCCUCCAUUCUCUGCUGAGCGUUUAUAAUUCAUCAGUGUGCAAAGAGAGAGAGCAGCUUUAUCAGAGCAAAGGCUAUCAGGGCUUCUGGUGCAGCCUGCAUGGGGCAGAGAUUGCUGCCGGCCUAUUGGGCUGCAUGGCUGCCAUGGCAUACCUGCUCAGUGCAGGCCUAGCUGUCAGAGAUUACAGGACAGUUCAUGAACAGAAACAGAAGCCACUGCAAUUAUAAGAACUUUCAAAUGAUUCUUCCACUCCAGUAAUAGUCUUGAUUUUUGCCAGUCUUACUGAGAUGAAGCAGUAUGCUUUCCUUUCUUCUGGACAGCACAGCCUUAAUGCUACAGAACACUCACCAAGCUAGCAUAGCUCUAAAUAUGGUAGAGUCAGGUUAGCGGUAACUUGAAUUUGCAUUAUUGAGUUAUUAGUGGCUCAAAGCUGAUGCAAUGGAUUGUCUCGGCCUCAUAGGCAGCCCUUCCAUGCCACUCUCAGGUGCCCUCUUCUCCAGUGAGGCCUUGCCACAAGUACUGCCACUACAUGCUUUUGUCAAUGAACAGCUUUUUGUAGCUGAAACUGUCUACAAAAGGCAUGUGACUCUGCUGAGAAAAGAGCUCUUAAAAACAAGUGACUGAGGCCCAUGGUUGUGACAAUUAAAUAUUGCUUCCUUGUAGGUCUCUUGGAAUUAACAGACCACUGUGAACAUGACAUUUACAAAGCCAUGAAAAUAUCCUGAAAAAACCUCUCAAACUCAGUCAAACUUGUGAUAAAAUGCCUUUUCAAACUCCAGGAGAGGGUGCAUUUAUGUAUGAAAUGGUCUUUUUAUAUGACUUGUAUACAAGAGUUUUGCU